AGUGAGAGCCAGGGGGGCGGGCCGGGCGGGCGGUGGCGCGAGCCGACGCGUGGACAGACCUGCGGAGGACGGCUGCUGCCGCGGGCCCCGCCAGCCGCGCGCCGACCCUCUCGCCGGGGCAUGCUUCGGGAUCGCGGGAGCCCGGCAUCUGGGCCGCCCGCUGAGCCCUCGUGGGUCGCUUGCACCCCGGGAAGCCGAGCCCCGGGGAACCCAAGCCCGGCCUUGGGCCGAAACGCUGCAGCGUGCCGGGCGGGGAGGGGGCUGCAGGCCCCAGAUCCGAGGGCAUGGAGCGGCUAGGGGAGAAAGCCAGCCGCCUGCUGGAAAAGUUGAGACUCUCGGACUCCGGUAGCGCCAAGUUCGGCCGCAGAAAGGGCGAAGCGAGCCGGUCUGGGUCUGAUGGGACCCCCGGAGCAGGCAAGGGGCGCCUGAGUGGGUUGGGGGGACCUAGGAAAUCAGGACAUCGAGGAGCUAAUGGGGGGCCUGGAGAUGAGCCUUUGGAGACGGCCAGGGAGCCAGGGUCCCUGGACGCCGAGCGGAACGCACGCGGCUCCUUUGAGGCACAGCGCUUCGAAGGCUCCUUUCCUGGGGGGCCGCCGCCCACUCGAGCCUUGCCUCUACCUCCGUCGUUGCCUCCUGAUUUUCGGCUGGAGACCACGGCCCCGGCUCUCAGCCCUCGCUCCAGCUUCGCCAGUAGCUCGGCCAGCGACGCCAGCAAGCCGUCGAGCCCCCGGGGCAGCCUGCUGCUGGACGGGGCGGGGGCCGGCGGAGCAGGAGGCAGCCGGCCGUGCAGCAAUCGGACCAGCGGCAUCAGCAUGGGCUAUGACCAGCGCCACGGGAGCCCGCUGCCCGCGGGGCCGUGCCUGUUCGGCCUCCCCCUGAAUCCUGCUCCGGCGGGCUACUCCUCUGGAGCGGUUCCGUCCACCUACCCGGAGCUCCAUGCCGCCCUCGACCGACUGUGCGCUCAUCGGCCCGUGGGCUUCGGCUGCCAGGAGAGCCGCCACUCGUACCCCCCAGCCCUGGGCAGUCCCGGAGCUCUAGCCGGAGCUGUAGUGGGAACAGCGGGGCCCUUGGAGAGACGCGGGGCGCAACCCGGACGACACUCAGUCACGGGCUACGGGGACUGCGCCGCGGGGGCCCGUUACCAGGACGAGCUAACAGCAUUGCUGCGCUUGACGGUGGCUACCGGUGGGCGAGAAGCCGGUGCCCGCGGGGAACCCUCGGGGAUUGAGCCGUCGGGUCUGGAGGAGUCUCCUGGACCCUUCGUGCCGGAGGCCUCCCGAGCCCGGAUGCGGGAGCCAGAGGCCAGAGAAGAUUACUUUGGCACCUGUAUCAAGUGCAACAAAGGCAUCUAUGGGCAGAGCAAUGCCUGCCAGGCCCUGGACAGCCUCUACCACACCCAGUGCUUUGUCUGCUGUUCCUGUGGGAGCAGGGACCAGAGAGAGAGAGGAAAAGGCCUGUGUGUGGACUCCAGAGAUAGGCUCCCUUCUCUGCUGCCUCUAGGACGAACUUUGCGCUGCAAGGCCUUCUACAGUGUCAAUGGCUCCGUCUACUGUGAGGAAGAUUAUCUGUUUUCAGGGUUUCAGGAGGCAGCUGAGAAGUGCUGUGUCUGUGGCCACUUGAUUUUAGAGAAGAUCCUGCAGGCCAUGGGGAAAUCCUACCACCCAGGCUGCUUCCGAUGCGUCGUCUGUAACAAGUGCCUGGAUGGCGUCCCCUUCACAGUGGACUUCUCCAACCAGGUGUACUGUGUCACCGACUACCACAAAAAUUACGCCCCCAAAUGUGCGGCCUGUGGACAGCCCAUCCUCCCCUCAGAGGGCUGUGACGACAUCGUAAGGGUGAUAUCCAUGGAUCGCGAUUAUCACUUUGAGUGCUACCACUGUGAGGACUGCCGCAUGCAGCUGAGUGACGAGGAAGGUUGCUGCUGUUUCCCUCUCGAUGGACAUUUGCUCUGCCAUGGCUGUCACAUGCAGCGGCUCAAUGCCCGACAGCCCCCUACCAACUAUGUCUGAGCUGUGCUUCCUGCUGCUGCCAUCAACCCUACGGAGAGUUCUCUAGCCUGCUGAGGCGAGGAAGAGGAAUGCACCCUGCAAUCCUUCUGAGUUCUCUGGGGAGGCCCCAGAGGCCAGAGACCCAAAGAUCCUAACAUUCCAAAUAGGCUGUGGAGGAGGGACCUUCUGAUUGACAGGAGGCUUGGCUGGUCUUCCUUGUGUGCAGUCUGUGCUACGAAAAUGCCUCAUAGCACAUGGGCAGGUUUCAGUACUUCUGAACAUCAGAUUCGGUUGUAUAUUUCCAGUGUAUGUUUCUAUAAAAAUCAAGCAAUGUCCCAGCGCUGGGUCACACGAGAUGGCAUCACAGAAACCACCCCCAGUCCAUUGCACGCUAUACAUAGGGUCGGCCAGGCCUUUCCCACAGUGACCUGUCUUUGUCUGCAUGAAGGGCUGGGAGCCCUGGACUUCAUGAUGAGUCAUUUCUUGGCUGUCUCCCUAAGGACUAGUGCGCUUCCCAUGUGUCUGCUGGGACUGGGAUGGGGACCAGCUCUGGGGGGGCCGGGGGCUGCUGCCUGUGUUGCCUGUUUCUCAGGGACCGGGGAGGCUGAGUGGGGCCUGUUCUUGGCUGCUUUUUUUUCUCAGCUGGGGAAGUAAUGAGCAGGUCUCUGGUGUGACACUUCCUGGGUGGGAUGUCCAGGAAGCUUCAGGCCAGCCCCACGCAGGGUUGAAGUGCACUGAGCCCUCCAGCCCGGCGUAUGUGGGUACAUUUGUGUCUGUGCACCUCCCUCUGGGAGUCCUUUUUUCUCAGGUGACUUUUCCCUUAGUUCUCUAGCAGUAGCUUAUGGUUUGAGGCCCACCUCUUCCCUAGGGAUUGUGCCUUGGACUUCUACAGCCCCACAACUCGGCUUUGGGGAAGCUGGAAAGAACGAAACAGUUGGUCCCAGUCUGCUUCUCUGAAGCUUGAAUUUACCUAAGGCCGGAUGUGGUGAAGUCAGCUCACCUGCUGGCUGCAAGUUCAGUUCAUUUGAUGAGCCGGAUGCCAAGAGCUCCAUCCUCUCUUGAGUGUUUCUGUAGCCGCCUAAAGGUUCUGUCCUCAUUACAUCUAGCAACUCUCAGUGGUUUCCGCCUGUUCACCACGAGUACUUCAGAGUUAUUAGCAACCUGCAUUUAUCAACUUUGUGGCACUUUGUAAGUGAUAAGAUGGCUCCCUGCCUUUAUGCGUGUCUUUUCCUACCUGAUCUACUUUGCUGACACUUAAAAUAAAAAAGUUUAAAUUCUAGUAAUAAAUAACAAUUGGUAUAGA
Messenger RNA from Mesocricetus auratus (golden hamster), 3291 nucleotides. It is a transcript of the gene Ajuba, whose product is annotated as ajuba LIM protein. The coding region runs from base 285 to 2009 and encodes 574 amino acids. Gene Ontology annotation, cellular component: nucleus; P-body; adherens junction. NCBI's taxonomy places the organism in Eukaryota, Metazoa, Chordata, Mammalia, Rodentia, Cricetidae. Gene Ontology annotation, biological process: regulation of DNA-templated transcription; cytoskeleton organization; response to hypoxia. Gene Ontology annotation, molecular function: transcription corepressor activity. The transcript has 8 exons. The record is from RefSeq and is a predicted model, not a curated record.